AUGGGGCCGAACCGACGCAGCAACAGCAGCAGCAGCAGAGAUAGCAGCAACUCAGCAGCAGCUGCAGCCACAGCAGCAGCAAGGAUAGCAGCAACGCGGAAGCAGCCACAGCCGCAGCAACGCAGCAGCAGCAGCAGCCAUAGCACCAGCAGGACAGCAGAAGCCACAGCCACAGUGACGCAGCAGUGUGGCGCAGCAGCAGCAGCAGCAGCAGCAGCAUCACCAGCAUCACUAGCAACAGCAGCAGCAUCACCAGCAGCAGCAGCAGCCGCAGCAGCCGCAGCAGAACCGCAGCAGCAGCUGCAGCAGCACCAGCAUCACCAGCAACAGCAGCAGCAUCACCAGCACCACCACAACAGCAGCAGCAUCAGCACCAGCAUCACCAGCAGCAGCAGCAGCAGCAGCAGCAGCAGCAGCAGCAGCAGCAGCAGCAGCGCGUCGCCGGCGGCUGCGGCGAACCCCUGA
Messenger RNA from Eimeria tenella, 465 nucleotides. RefSeq lists its product as uncharacterized. The record is from RefSeq and is a predicted model, not a curated record. The transcript has a single exon. Lineage: Eukaryota; Apicomplexa; Conoidasida; Eucoccidiorida; Eimeriidae. Bases 1 to 465 code for a protein of 154 amino acids.